CCCUCAUUGAUUUGCUGAAUAAAGAUCCCUCGGUUCAAUCACAAAGUAGGUCAACUCGGCUAGUGUACAACGUCGAAACACAUCUUCUGCACUUCUGUCAUGAUACAUUUGUCUUCGUUUACUGAGAUUUUCCUAUGUGCUUGUGGAUAAUGAAUGUCAUUUUCUCCAAUGAAAAUAUCAUGUUGCUAUAACAGCAUUAUAUGUGUGUAUGUGACUUCAAAGCAAGUGAAGAACAAGUAUUGAUGUUUCAUGCGCAUCAGACCCUUAUGAAUGGUGGAGUCUGGACCAAGCCAUGUUACUGUUGAAACCCCACUGUAGACUCUACUAUCUCCAUGCCUGCUUUACCAUUCCAUGACAGGGCAGAGUGAAACAGAAAAAUGUGCAUUUAAUUAUCGGCUUUUCUUCCUGGAAACUUUACAUUCGAAAGUGAAAUCCUGCAAUCAAUGGUUGGAUGACUACUCAACUCACAUACUUGCAAAUCAAGUCUGACUUUGCCAAUAGCUGAAUGAAUGAUAUGUCGAUAAAAGCCCUCUCUUACCAUUUAUGGAAAAUCUAUGACCAUUCAAGUUUGCAGAAUACACUGAGGCUACGAUUGAUGGCCCUGGUAGGAUGGUAAGGCGACUGGAAGCUACGAUUGAUUGACUCUACGCCCAAACAUACAAUUUUCACAGUAUUCUUUCUUCUGUGAACUGUCAGUCUUGCAUGGAGAGCAUACCUACAACUCUGGCCUUCAAGAACUGGAAAAAUAUCCAUGUCUGGGGGCAUUCUUGAAGAACUGAUCAUCCUCAAGUUCAAGUCAGGAUCACUUUUAAUGCUCUUGCUCCAAAACUGAGCAUAACAGGCAUAUGAAGACUGUCUAUUGCACAAUUGACAUUUGCCACAAAUUGAACAAGACAACUGUCUUUUGCCAAGCUGUAGGCAACUGGCUAUAAUCUACUCCCAUUACAUAGAUUAGUUUGUUUAGAGUACUUGUGGACUGGUAUUUCACGACGACUUUGUGUGUGGGACUAGCGAGCAUUCAGCCAGUGGAAAUAUUACUGGAAUCAUCUCCUUCCACAAUCAAAUGUGUGAUGAUCAUCAGUGCAGAAAUUGUACAGUACGAGGACACACAAAACUAUGUCUGGUCACAACUGUCUGAACUACCUGCAAUCCUGCUGAAGACAGACGUCUCCUUCUGAGUUCUGGGUCUUGACAAAUGUAGACAAUGAUGACAAGACUGCUGACUCGCUCACUCGCACUUGUCAUCUAAAAUACUGCAGACGACUGCUGUUACCUACUUGCACCAACAGGAACUACAUUACGAUCACAACAGCUGAUCUAUUUCAAUUUCUCACAUUACAGAUCAACUCUUCAUCUUGUGAAACAAAAACCAUCAGUUUUUCUGCCAUCAUAUUCAAGUGUUAUGUGUGCACAUUGAGAAGUUGUUAUGUGAUGACCAGAAUCCAGCACUCCCUGUGUUAUGCUGUUUGUUCGGUGGGCGACCAUUAUUUGAUGUUGGAGUUGAGACUGCCAGUUUGAAAUAGCAGGUACUAGUUACUAAGAAGAGGAUCAAUUAGACAGACUGCUGAAGACAGACACCAAUCCAUUUUGGCCACUUUCCAACUCACAAAAUCACAGUAACGUGAUACUGCAGCCAUGAGUAGUGCAGCCAAAAAGUCCAUUCUGGUACCAAAGGACCGUUCUGUUCGUCUCCGUGUGAUGCCGGAACAAAGUAAUGACUACCGUGUGGUUGUGUUCGGAGCAGGAGGUGUGGGCAAGAGUUCCCUUGUGCUGCGAUUCGUUCGAGGAACCUUCCGUGAAAGUUACAUUCCAACAAUAGAGGACACCUAUCGCCAAGUUAUCAGUUGUAACAAACAAGUGUGCACAUUACAAAUCACUGAUACGACAGGUAGCCACCAAUUUCCUGCCAUGCAGAGGUUAUCAAUUUCAAAAGGACAUGCUUUUAUUCUCGUGUAUUCCAUCACAAGUCGACAAUCACUAGAAGAACUUAAACCCAUAUUUGAAGAAAUCAUUCAAAUAAAAGGUGAUACCGAGAGCAUACCCAUAAUGCUUGUGGGAAAUAAAUGUGAUGAGACAAAUCGUGAAGUAGCACUUUCUGAGGGAGCUGAGUUGGCAAAAAGAUGGAACUGCGCAUUUCUUGAAACAUCGGCAAAAACAAACUAUAACGUUAAAGAACUAUUUCAGGAACUUCUCCAGCUCGAGAAGCGUCGGACAAUGAGUCUUCAGCUUGAAACAAAGAAAUCCAAAUCUCAAAAGCGAAAAGAAAAGUUGAAGGGGAAGUGUAUGUUGAUGUGAAUGUGUAUUGUGACCUUGAGGUAUUAUUGAGCACUGACCUUGAGCUCUUUCAGAAAAGAGGGCACCAACGUUCUUGUACAUCUCAUAGGCUUUAAUCAUUCUGUGACAAGAUGGAAUUUGAUAUUCCAGGAACAUUGGAAUCUUCAGUUACCAUGUUGUAGAUUGUGGAAUUCAAUUCAGCAUCAACUUUGUCAUGUAAAAAUGACUUUGCAGCAAUAUUGGUGUUACUUGUUGGCAUUGAAGAUGAUUCCUCUCAGAAAUGUUUACAAGAGAAUGUUUGAACGGAUUCCAAAUAUUGAUAUUACAACAGACUACUCAGACCCCUUCUGAUGGACAAAAGCUUUUCCUGUGUACAGUCGAUGUGCAUCUAUUCCAUCUUUCCUGAAAGUUCCUUUUUUCCAAUAUUUUAGACCAUAAUGCGUCCCAGAGAUUUCAGUUAUAAUGACCUUUCUUCAACUGUCAGGACGACAUUGAAUGGUUCACGUUCUUGAAAGGAAUUGUUCUAGAACUGUUUACAGAUGUGAAAAACUCAUGAUUGCAUCUCCAGAACACAUCCAAAGAACAUGAUGCUAUUGGAUGCUUUGGAAACCCUUUAAUAUGUUCUCAAAGUGCUUUAAAAUGUUCUUACCAGUCUUCUUUCUCUUGUUUGUUUUGAUUUUAUCUGUGUGAAAAGUUCUUCAACAAGUGUUUGGAGAAGUACAUCAAUGCACAUCAAUCAUGUAUAAUAUGAAGACUUCUUAUAGCAUUAAGCUACACAUAUUUGCCAAUAGUAUUAGAAUGCUGGAUUUAGAAAGUUAUGACCCCAACAUUGUAUGAAGAUUAUGCAUAUAUGAAAUUGUAUUGUAGGAGCAUAUAAAUAGAUAUUGCUGAAAAUACAUUGUCAUCUGAGAUUACAAAAGAGCAUCACCUUUUGAACGACCUUUUGACCCUUUUGGCCUGACCCUUAUCACAUAAUGACCUUCAACUUACUAUUUCUUAUUCCAGGGCAUGUUAAACUGAUUAUUUUACACACAGUACAGUAGUAUUGGAGAGCUUGUACUUCAUACAGAGAGACAGAAUUAUAUAACUGCAGCCCAAACACAAUCAUGAUUGACGACAUAAUAAAAGAAGACAACAAAUUUUGACACCAUUGCUUCAGCCGUUCUGCAUGAGUUGGUUCUAGACUUUCUAAAUUUCAGCUUAACAAUGCUCUACAGUUUAUGCUUGAGUAUGAUGCACAUCCCAGGAAAUUUGACUACAAGAAAACGCCACAGGAAAUUAUUUUGGGGGUUGGGUUUUUUCAGAUAUUUUUCAGGCAUGUCACAUCAUUUUAACUUUUUUAAAUUUUAAAAGCAAUGGUAAACUGUUUAAAGAUUGAAAAUAAACAAAUUCACAGAUCUAAGGUAAUGAUCUCAUGAACUGAUAUGAUUACAUGUUACUAAUUGUUUUUUAAACUCAACUUUAAGCAAAGCCUUAGCACACUUCAUAUUUCAGCCAUAAACAUUUUUGCAAGCAAUGUUAGAUAAGUUGGGUAAGGAAGUGGUUGCCAAAGAGAGCAAUAACUCUGAUGAACAAAUAACCUAUUGGUUGUGGCCUAACUGUCUUUGCUGACUUGCUGCACAUGCUAUCAAAUAUUUUCAAGAGUGUAGGUGUAUUUUUUCCCUGCCCAUAUCUUUCCUAUUUGAAAUGCUGAAAAGUUAGCAAAAUAUAUUGGUGCAUGUUAUUGUUAGUGUUUACUUUUAAUAUUAAUUGAAACUGUUUGAAAAUAUUUUGCAAAAUGAAUUAAGUUGUUUUUAAUACAGUAUUCACAUUACAGAUUCCAACGGUACAUGUCUACAACUUGUGCAAUUGGAAAUUAGUUACAAGCCUUUUGCAGAAUUGAGUUCAACGGUUUGGUGAUGAAUAUCAAUUUGAAAGAAAUAUAAUUUAAUGUUGCCUAUAUUAAAUAGUGAUUGUUUGUAGUUGUUAAAUAUAUUGUUGAAUUUUUAUUAUUGGAAGGGUUUUAAAUAUGUUGAAUUAACAGAGACAGCAAUGUUAAAACAAUUUCAUAAUCAAAUGAUUUUAUCAGCUCUUUUAUGUCUCUUUUUAAAGUAUUUUUUUCUUUUUACUCUCAAAAUGUAUGAAAUAUUGCAUCCAAUAUGAAAAUGAAAAGAUAAACCUUUGGCUUUGCCUGGUAAAAGCCUGGUCCAAAUAUCAUGUCUUUCAAUGUUUCAAGUUUCAAGUUUGUUUUGAUUUAAACAAAGUGUUAUUUUUCCUUACCAAAUCUAUUUCACUAUGGCAACUGACUUUGCCUGGGUCUACUGGGGAAAAGAAGGGGGAAAAGGAUGAUGUCUUGGUUAACUUGAAAACAAGCUUCAGCAGAGAAGCAUUAUUGUUUAUGGCCUCAUAUUAAUUCUUCAUAAACAAAAAUAUUAAAAUUAUCAACAUUACCACUGGUUGAAUUGGAACAGGAUGUUUAAAAUCCCUCUCUACAGCGAAAUAGCAUUCUACUAAUAUGAAAUAGACUUACAGCUUUGAAUGAAUAGAACAACUCUCUGCCCGUAAGGAAGGAAAAAGUGUCAAAAAAGAUAAUUCAAUUAAACAACUACAUGUAACAUAAUAGGUACACAUUUUUGUCAUUCAAGAUUCAUUAAAUUUCAUUAAGUCUCAAAUAUCAUCAAAAGAAACAGUUUAAUCGAAACACUUAAUGUCAUGAUGAAAUAAAUUCAAACUAUUAUAUUCAGAAAUACCCACAUCAUUCAUUGUUAAAACAGCAUCUUGAAGUACUUUGCUAUAACCAUUUCUUACCAUACACAUUUACUAUUAAUGGAAAAAUGACAAAUGAUCCAUUAACUUACAUUUGAAAAUGUUUGUUAAAAGAGUAGUAAUUGUAGAAUGUGGAAAAGAAAUAUUAAAUUCUAUGACAUGAUCUACUAUAAAUGUCAACUAAGAGAAUUUUCUUUUGAAAUCAAGAAACAACAACAAAAAAUGUCUGCCUACACAUAUAGCUCAAUUGCUUGCCUUCACAACAGUUUAUGCUAUUAAAAUAAUAUAUUUCUUUGAGACAUUAUUGAGUGGAAUGGACCUAAAAAGUUGUGAUGUUGUACCUUUCAAAGGCAUGUUUUCUUUAUUUAAACAUUUAUUCAUCUGUGACAUAUAUUUAGCCAACACAUUCCACUUAGACGCACUUAGAAUGUUUUAUUUAUCUUAAGUAUUAUUUCAUUUUUAUUAAAUCAACUUUUUAUACAUUUUUAAAAAAAAAAUAUUUCACUUCAUAUCAUAUGCUACUGCUUACAACAACACUCUACAUCUACAGAUUCUGAAAUAACCAAAAAGUAACAACUACAUUUCUAUUUCUCAUCAUACUGCAUCUUUUUCUGAGCAUAUAUCAGCAUCAGUUUUCUCAAAUUAUAUCUCUCAAGUUCGCAAAAAUAACCCCAAGAAUCUUGUACAUGAUGAAUAUUUAACACAUUGCAGGCAAUAUUUAUUACAAUGAUAGAAUGAUAAAAACCACAGUUGGAUCCCAUUAUCUCAAAUGGACUGGUGAUCAGGAUAAAACGACAUCAUUUUACAUCAACAAGCAAAGUUUGGCCCCAUGGGGCGAUGAUUCAUUUGUCAAAAGUCUAGUCUGAAAAUAUGCUUCUUGUUUUUUCUUUUUGUUUAAACUUUCUUUUCAAGUAUAUUUGUUUCCUACAUUUUGGCAUAUUGAUCAAGAAAAAAUGAAAAACAAGACAAUUAAGUAUCUAAAAUAAUUUAGAUACAUGCAUCUUAGGUUGUGAUAUUUAAGAUAACAUUUGUUUGACACAAUGAGAUUCAACUGUACUGAGGGAUGGACCACUUUAUAUUCUAGAGGUUGGGAUUUGUUUUUAAAAAUUCCAUCCCACCCCCUUUGAAUAUUUAAUGACCAGCCCCUAGCGGUUCCAAAAUUAUCAAAACAUCUAGCAUGAUGACAAACAUAACCAACAGUUUUAUAAGUGAUAUAUUGACAUUGUUUCAAUUAGGUUAGAACUUCUGAUAAUGUCUUUAUUUGAAUUAUAUUAUACAAUGCAUUGAUCAACAGUCAUUUUUACUUUCAUCAGUACAAUAUGAAUUAUUCAUUAUCAUCUUUGAUGGAUACUGAAAUUGAAUGCUUGUUACUAUUAUGGAUUCCAAGGUUCCAUGAUUAAAACUGAUAUUUGACUCAAUGCUCACGUCAUUUAAUAGAUGUAUUCAAAUAGAAACAUUUUAUCAUGUUAAUUAUGUCAUAAUUUGUAUCAUUAGUUCUCAAGGACAUAGCAUCAUUUUAACUCAAGUUAAUGCAUAAUACUUUAUCACGCAAUCAAUUUUCAUUUGACUCUCUGUCAGAUGGUUGAAUAUCAUUUCAUAUUUGCAUUCUAAAACCAUUUUUACAAAAUGUUCCAUAUUUAAGGGAAAUGGAAUGAAUAUGGCAUGGUGUAUGAUCAAUUUACAACUUAUGUUGUUAGAUCAAGCAUUGCUUGUACAUGUGUUAGAGAGUUUCACCAAGGGAGAUUACACUUGACACCAGGGGGGAUAACUCUUGACAGUUACAUGGUUGUGCAUUUUUCUUCUGAUUGUUUAUAUGAAUAUGAUCAUUUGUCAUAUCAUUUUCACAUCAUUUUCCUAUUGUCUCAAAUUGAAACAAUGAAAGGAAUGACUUAAUAGAGAAUUGUUUGUUGUGAUAUUGAAAUAUUUUCUAUUUGACAAAAACAUGCUUCUGUUUUUGACCAAAAAAAGAAUCGUUGAAACAAUACGCAAAUAAUGAUGACUCAUUUUUCAUGAAUUAUAUUGAUAAUGGAAAAGUGUAGAAAAGAAACAAAGUAAAUCGAGAUUGAAAACAUAAUUGCAUUGACACUGACAAGGCGAAAUAUUACAUGUAUCCUAUUCAACAAAUUACAAUAGAUCAUGAUGAAUAUUACUGCUAAAUCUGUGUAUUUUCAUUAUGUGUAGUCAAGAGAUAAAGCAUUAUAUUUUAAGAGUCUAAUUUGAAAGGUUUUUAAGGGUAUGAAACACAUUAUUUCAUGGAACAAAUGUUCAACCUUAUUGUCAUAAUUACAAACAUUAUAUUUGUCAAACACUUAAAUGAUCAAAGGGUUUCAGCUUUGAUGUUCAAUACUGAAAAGUAGCAGCGCAAGUCGUUUGUCAUCAUAUUGCAGCUGCAAAUCUUCUGCAAGACCAGAUCAACUUUAUUUCUUGUUUUUUAACCAAAUUGUUUCAUCAAUACGCAAAAAGUAGGAGAAAAAUAUAAAAACUUCAAAUGUUGUCAAAACUUAAUUGAAAGGUAAUUUGUUAAGAAAACAAUCUUCCACAAAAAUAUGCAUAACAAAACACAUUUUGAUCAAACCCAGAAUUUGGGUUUAUUACUUUUUGAAAUAUUGAGACAGGCUUUCUGCUCAACAUGGAAAUCAAUAGGCCUGGUCUUCAACAUAACUAGACUAUCAUUCAAUAGAUUUAUAAAUUCAUUCUUUUCUUCAUGUAAACAUAAAUUUCAUGCAUCAUCUUCUCUAAUAACUCCUUUCAGUAUCAUUCAAAUCAGCUUCAGCCUUCCUAUCAGCUUUAUGAAGAUAUGUAUUACAGUACACAGAAGUAUGAUAUCAUAUACAGGCAUCACAUUAUCUUCUAUUCUAUAUGAGUCAGGGCCAGGUAUUUCAUAAUUACUUUUCAAGAUCUAAAGUAAUAUCUGUACUUUUCUUUUGUUACAAGAUCCUGUUUUGAGAAACUAGUUCAGUGAACAUGAAGACCUUCUAAACUUUAAUGGAAGAAUUAUCUUUCCUUGACUCAACAAGGCCUUCAUGUCAUCCUCUGUCAUCCAGGGAAUUAUAUCUCCAUUCUAUUAUAUUAAAUAACAUGGACCCAUCCGUCACCAUAGCUUCGUUUUGAAGUGAUGUUACCAUCAUCUCCACCUCUUUAAAUACAAACUUAGCACAGAAUUUCUCUGCCUUAUGAGCUUAAAAUCAACAACCAAUCUAAAUGUCUUCUGGAUGCAAGUCUGGUAUAGAUCUAUAUUAACAACUGUUGCCUUGUCUGAACAAGCUCUGGAUGCCUUCAAAGGAUUCACAAGACUGUUAUACAUGUAUAUGCACUUUAAGCUAGAAAUGAUGUUUUCCUGAGUAUUAAGAAAGGGAAGGGAAGUUUUUUAAUGUAUUUCUAUCAAACCGGACUCCAUAAAGGCAUGGUGGCAAUUUGGUCCAGGGUAUAUAUGAUAAUGAAUGGAAAUAUAACACCCUGGAUAUAGAGGAUGCCUCCAUCGAUGAUAAUGUUUUUGUUACUGAGAAAAAAGAGCCUGCUAAGUUCAUCAUUUUGAAAAUAAUCUGCAAUAAGAAACAUUUGUUUUACAUGGCCUAACAGUACAUGUAUUUGUAAAAACUUUAGAAAGAAAAAAUAGAAUUUUAAGAAUUUACACAAUGACAUAUUGCUCUCUGGUAUAAUAGUUUGAAACUGUAAUUUGAGUGGAAUGUCAUUUUGGAUAUUUCAACUUUUCCUGCACCUGGUUAGCCAUUAGGAUUGAUUACUUAAUUAGCUUCUACUGUCUGAAUCGUUACCACAUUCUCUUGUUAUUGAGAAUAUAUCAAAAUCUGUCAUGCCCAUCCUCAGCACUCAGGGAACGUUUUCAUCUUAUGUAGCCUGGGAUGUACAUUUUAAGAUAACAGACUAUAGUUACUCAUUCAUAUCUCCAUGGUGACAGCUACUUCCCUGUGUGAUGAGGAUGGGUUUCUAGAUAAAUGUUCUUUGUAUACUGCAUACCUUUAAUAAAUGUCAUUAUUUUAA
Haliotis rufescens (red abalone) is the source of this 9018-nucleotide messenger RNA. RefSeq names its product GTP-binding protein Di-Ras2-like. Lineage: Eukaryota; Metazoa; Mollusca; Gastropoda; Lepetellida; Haliotidae. Gene Ontology annotation, molecular function: GTP binding; GDP binding; GTPase activity. Gene Ontology annotation, cellular component: plasma membrane. The coding region runs from base 1636 to 2295 and encodes 219 amino acids. Gene Ontology annotation, biological process: signal transduction. The transcript is spliced from 2 exons. The record is from RefSeq and is a predicted model, not a curated record.